AUGGACGACAAGAAUCCUCAAAAACCCGCUAAAAGUACAUCUUCGCCAAAUGGAUCAAACGGUGAUGGCAUCCAGGAGCUUUUUGCGUUCAUGGGCAAGUAUUCUUCGAGCGAAAAGUUCAAACAACUACAGAGACUCGACCAAGACAAUGAGGAACUAAGACAAGAAGUCAUCGAUCUUCGCACCACGAAUGACAAGAACUUGGACGAUUUUAUACGGCGACGGGAUAUAUGGAAGACUGAGAGGGAGGGCCUGACGACACAGCUAAAGGAAAAAGAGGACCAACGAAAUCAAGAGUUGCUAAGCAGAAAAGCAGCAGAAAAAUCACUGGGCGCCGAGCGCACUGCUAAAAAGACAUUGUGUGAGCAGAUGAAAGAACAAGAGGCGACUAUUCUACGACUAGUCGAAAAAACAAAGACAAAUGAAACAGAAGUCACUCGACUCGGCACUAUAAGUAAAGAGCAAAACGACGCCCUUGAUCGCGCAGGAAAGGCCAAGAUUAAGCUCCAAGGAGAAGUGCAGAAAAUGCAUAAGGAGUUAUUGGCCAGGACCAAAGAGCUUUCUGACGCAAAGGAGUCUCUUACAAUAUUCCGAACCUUCCUGGUCCAGCUAAGCCCUCUGGGAGAGAAGAAAGCCCAAAUCCGCGAGGCCCUUGCAGACACGUUUAACGGCGCCUGGGACUUCUUCCAGAAGACAUUGGGCCAAAAUAUCGAACCAAGUGUCCUUGUGCGGAGUAACUCGCAAGCGUUUGCUUUAAACCCCCCUAGCCUGCCACUCCCAGCAUCCAAUACAAAUAACGCCAAGGGGAUGAGAGUUGCAGCAGGCCUUAUAGCAUAUGCCAAGGCACUCACUACCCACGUUUUCAGGCAGACGCACAUCACUCAAAGCCGCGAGCUUGAUGGGGUGCUACAUCUUACUGCGGCGCAGAACCCAGAGCAAGCUGCUUGUAUCCGUGCUGUUCUUCUCAAAGCGCUGCCAGAGAGACAAAAACAAAAUCAGGAUGAAAGCAUCAACAAAGCUGUUAAAGAGGUAUCAGACGCAGUUUGCCACUGGCUUCAAAAUAAACAGCCAUUUGAAUCAGGGCUUAAGCAUAUUUGUGAACGAGCCUCCGCUACCUGGGCACUGAUGCAGCUUGUGGAGGAAAGAAUCCAGCCAGACUUUCAUUUUGAGGUGCCUGACGAAUGGCAAGUCCUCCCUUUGCUGACUUCCAAGUCUACAUCUACCUCCACUGCUAAGCCUGGCCCGGCUAAGCAAACGCCGCAGCACCAGAAAAACAUGGAAAACCGUCAGGCAAACACGCUCAGAGAUAGCCCCAAGCUAAGCGUACUAAGUAAUAAUGACGUGGCCAGAGUUGUAUGGCCGACUUUUCUUGCUGCUUAUCCUCAGGGACAAGACGAGACAGGCUCGGCACCGUUGGAGUUGGUUUAUCACGGAUAUGUCUUAACCCAGGCGCAAAUAAAAAGUGCGGAAGAGGAAAGUUCCGAGGCUUCGCAAAGGGCUCCGCCAUCAACAUCUGUGAGAAAGAGACGAAACUCAGCUGUUUACGUAUCAAAUGGGAGCAUCAGCGGAUCAUUAACUGGAAAAUAA
Messenger RNA from Metarhizium brunneum ARSEF 3297, 1587 nucleotides. RefSeq lists its product as uncharacterized. The record is from RefSeq and is a predicted model, not a curated record. Lineage: Eukaryota; Fungi; Ascomycota; Sordariomycetes; Hypocreales; Clavicipitaceae.